GUAAACAUGAAGGUUCGGGUGAAACCUAAGCACGAGGCAGGAGCAGCUGUCAAUUAUAUCUCGCGAAGGGAAGCUUUGAAGAAGCUGCAAUUGUCUUUGAAAGACUUUAGACGCCUUUGCAUCCUUAAGGGCAUUUAUCCUCACGAGCCUGCACAUAAGAAGAAGGUAAACAAAGGAUCGACUGAGAAUCGUGUGUGGUACUACAGAAAAGACAUCAAUUUUCUGGCGCAUGAACCGAUCAUAAACAAGUUCAGAGAGCAUAAAGUCUUUUUGAGGAGGUUGAACCACUACAAGGCAAAGAAAAACGAGUCUAAAGUGGAAAAAUUAUAUGCGAAUAAGCCAGAAUACAACCUCGACAGAGUUGUCAAAGAACGGUAUCCCACUUUUGGUUCUGCUAUUCGCGAUCUCGAUGAUGCUUUGUGUCUCUGUUUCGCUUUUGCUACGUUGCCGCAUACUCGUAUUCUCAAAGAGGGACUCAUCGACAGCUGUCGACGACUCACAGCGGAGUUCAUGCAUUAUGUGAUAGAAGCGCAUGCCCUCAGGAAUACUUUUAUCUCGAUAAAGGUCACAUUCGCGGAAUUCUAUGUUGCAAUGCUGGGAUUUGUGAACUUCCGUUUGUACCAAAUGAUAGGGUUGUAUUACCCACCUCAGAUCCAAACUGGCCAAAAUGCUGUUGCUGCAGAUACCACAAAUGAGGAAGAUGUUAUGGAGAAAGUUUACAGUCUUGCGAGACCGUUGGCGAAAAAGGCUGAUGCGGACAAUGACAAGGAAGAAGAGAUUAUUUGUCGCCCCAGCUAUGAAGACGACGAAAAUUUUGAAAUGUUUGGAGAUGAUGAUAACGCUUUAGCCGAGAAAGUGAAGGAGGCAAAAUCCAUAAAAACGCUUUUCAAAGGAUUAGUUUUCUUUUUGAACCGCGAAACCCCUAAGGAAGCUCUGACGCUCAUCAUUAGGAAUUGUGGAGGAGUUGUAGGAUGGAGUGGCGGACCAACUAAUUUGGAGGAAUCAAGCCCGAAAAUCACGCAUCAUGUUGUCGACAGACCAAUGACGAAAUUUGACGUUAGUAGGAGGUAUAUACAGCCUCAAUGGGUUUUUGAUUCUCUGAAUGCUCGACGUAGAUUGCCAUGUGAAAAGUACAUGCCAGGUGUGCAGUUACCUCCACAUUUUUCACCGUUUACUAGCGAAAAGCCAGGAGACUAUGUACCGAUGGAGCGGUUAGAAGAAUUGAGAAGCCUUGGCCAGGAUGUUUCUGCUCUUGUGUCAAGCGAGCCAGCCUUACCUUCCACUUCCAAGCCUAAGAAGGUCAAGAAGCCACAGCAGGAAGAGGAGAAAGGAAUGCGCGUUACACUUGGAAAGAUGCAUACCAAGAAUAAGCAGCUUGAAAUCAAUCAACAGCAUUCUGAUGUGAAGAUGCGCGAAAUGAUGAUGAAGAAGAAACACAAACGAGUUUACCAUAGUAUACGUCAAAAGAUGAAGAAGGAUAAAAGCGGAGCGUUGAAGUUGAAAGAAAAGCGUGCGAAAUUACAAGAUGGACCAUCAGUCGCUGAGUCAAAAACAUGA
This is a messenger RNA of Cylicostephanus goldi, 1557 nucleotides long. The record is from the annotation of a GenBank genome assembly. NCBI's taxonomy places the organism in Eukaryota, Metazoa, Nematoda, Chromadorea, Rhabditida, Strongylidae.